Molecule: messenger RNA, 531 nt
Organism: Colletotrichum higginsianum IMI 349063
Lineage: Eukaryota; Fungi; Ascomycota; Sordariomycetes; Glomerellales; Glomerellaceae
Exons: 1
Coding region: 1-531 (176 amino acids)
Source: RefSeq, a predicted model, not a curated record
AUGGCUCUCAUCCACCUCGGCGCCGUGACUGCUCUACUUGUCCUCUUGCUUGGCAUCUUGUUCCAACCGGGCCCCGCCCCGCUGCCGGCUCCCGUGCCGGAGCGGGAUGAAGCGGCACUCAAGGUUUGCGUCGCCCUGCGAAGCCUCCAGCAGCUUGCGCCCCGCGGCAUGGGCCGGGCGGAGACGCCGUUCCAGUUCCUGGGCCUCAGCCCGGACGAGGCGCCGUUCAAGCCGCCGCUGAGCUCGAGAUAUCUGGGCCACGACGUCCAGGCGCAGAUCGAAGACGCCGUGGUCGCCGCCGGUGUUCGCGUGAGGAAGACGCUGUGGGCGAGGCUGGAAGUGAACCAGCGAGACUUGAACGCCGAGGCAAGGAUCACCACGAGUCAUCUCGUCUCCGACAUGCUGACGGACGAGGCCGCUCGUCUCCUGUAUCUGAACACUAUCCACCCUAAGAUUGGCAAGUGGAACAAGGCCGUUAAGGCUGUUAAUGGGAUCUGUGAGGGCAUUAUUGAGACGGGCUGGGGUCUUUGA